Messenger RNA from Carassius gibelio (silver crucian carp), 1911 nucleotides. It is a transcript of the gene alkbh6, whose product is annotated as alkB homolog 6. Bases 878 to 1591 code for a protein of 237 amino acids. The transcript is spliced from 7 exons. The record is from RefSeq and is a predicted model, not a curated record. NCBI's taxonomy places the organism in Eukaryota, Metazoa, Chordata, Actinopteri, Cypriniformes, Cyprinidae.
UUUGUGUGGAGCAUGGCUUUGAGGAGAGUGUCAGAACACAGGCGUAUUCCUGUCACGAUCUCAUCACUAUUUCUGCGUAACCCUGGCAACCCAAACUCCCCCAAAAACCGCAACACUACUACCAGUGGUCAAGAGCGACAGGCAUAUGCAGUCAUGCACUGUGCUCCUGGGUUGAUGUGGUUAGCAUUAUCACACUUGAUCAAUAACUAUUAAUGAAGGAAACCAUGGCUGAUUCAAGACGUGGCUCUUGCUCUGCGUUGCCAUGGAAACCAGAGCUGCAGAGCUGCAGGCUCGAAUUGGGAGUUGAUUUGAAAAGAAGAGAUCGAGAAGGAGGGGGUCUUUCAGCUGGAACUGGGGAGAAAGGUAGUCCAUAUAGUUAGAACCCAUAAACACAGGUAACCUAUUUUAUAACCUACUUUACUUAAAUGCAAAACAUAUAAUAGUAUAAAUAAAUGUAUUUGAUUAAGUAAAUAAAUUUUGUCUUAAGUCUUUUGGAGGCGUUUGUGUAGCUACUCCCUGCACGCCAUGGUCUGCUGUUGAUCCAAAUUAUGCUACAUGCGUAACGUUACAAUCUUGACGAUUCAUGUUGAUGGUCACAGCGCCCUCUGUUAAUGUGCGCUUCCGCUCCAAACCUGUAGAGGGCGACGGUGAGUCACACUUAUCACUACUAGAGUACACGAGGAAACCACUCACGUCGACGAACAAUCCCGCUCAUUCAGCAACAGUUCAGUGAUUUAAAACUUAGAUGCUACUGUAAAUAUUAAUGAAGCACUUUUUAAACUAAGGUUUAGUCAUAGAAUGCUUGCUUAGAGACUCGCGUGUGUCAUGACAGUUUCUUGCAUUGCCGAUAAAUCUGUAAUGGUUAAAUAUUGACGUGAUGACAGCGACGGCAAAUCCGUGUAACAUUUCUGCUGACCUGGAAAAGUUCAUUGUGAAAGAGGCUCCUCCAACUGUUUAUUAUGUUCCAAAUUUUAUAACGGAGGCUGAGGAGGAGUGUCUGUUGCAGCAGGUAUACAGAGCUCCCAAGCCCAAGUGGACCCAGUUGUCAGGGAGGAGGCUACAGAACUGGGGUGGAUUGCCAAAUCCCAAAGGAAUGCUUGCUGAGAAACUCCCUGAUUGGCUUCUAAAGUACACAGAGAAAAUAUCGUCUCUUGGAGCUUUUGCUGGAAAGACAGCUAAUCAUGUGCUUGUAAAUGAAUACAGGCCAGGGGAGGGAAUUAUGCCUCAUGAGGAUGGACCACUGUACCACCCCACUGUAACAACUAUCAGUCUGGGUUCUCAUACACUUCUGGAUUUCUACAAGCCUGUUUGUCAGACUCAGUCUGAAAUUCCUCAAACAGAAGAAAGUCGCUACAUGCUAUCACUGUUGGUACAACAAAGAAGUCUGCUGAUUCUCCAGGAUGACAUGUACAAGCUUUAUCUGCACGGUAUUCAGGGAGUUUGUGAGGAUAUUUUGUCAGAUCAUGUGGUGAACCUCUCAUCAACAGGGGCUCAGCUGGGGGACACGCUGACCCGUAGCACCAGAGUCUCUCUUACCAUUCGCAACGUUCCCAAAGUCAUCCGGGCCAGUUUGUUGCUUGGCAAGAAGUAAUACAUUCAGAGACUUGCCUGAACUUUGAACCAGACAAACAAGUUAUACAUGUUUACACCCUCAAAGCAAAGUGUGAAAAUGCAAUACACAAAGUGACUACAAUAUAUUAUUGUACAUGCAGAGCAUUAGUGUCUGUAAGGAUAUUUUACUAUAGAUACCUUACUGGGUGGCAUGUAUGUGACAGCCUUUGAAAUAUUUGUCCUCUCUAAGCUAAGUCUAUACAGGGUUGUCUAAUCUUUUACAGAUGGAUCUACAUGGACCAUUUUUAGCUUAAAGGUAAUAAAUGGAUGUUUUGCAACAUGAAUAAAUUGCUGUAUUUA